Messenger RNA from Staurois parvus, 451 nucleotides. NCBI's taxonomy places the organism in Eukaryota, Metazoa, Chordata, Amphibia, Anura, Ranidae. The record is from the annotation of a GenBank genome assembly.
AUUCACUCUAUCUGGUCUCCCACAGUACACAGAACAUGGAAAUGUAGUUAUUUUAGUAAAUAUAAACUGCUAAAUACCUUUUCUUAUCUUCUAUCAGUGUUGAGCAAAGCACUGGUAAAAGCUUGUAGGAUGAGUUUUCUUUCUGCUCUAGGGGGAUGCAGAACCCCUGACCUCUGUCUGGCCAGUGCUGAUUGGCCCUGUGCUGAUCACAUGCACUCUCCUGAGAAAAAACAUCUCUCUAGCAAUACACACCAAACAGCAUGUGCAGAGUGUCACCACACAUGUCUUAUCAGGAGAUAAGAGAGGGGUACUGUAAGAAGGGAAGGAUCAGAGAAGUCAGGAUCAAACAGCAUUUUUAUACAAUGCAGAUUAUUAACCCCUUAGGUUCCGUAGUGAGUAUAUUAAAAAUGCUUUACUGCAUGUACAGACUGAUUUUACUGUUGUUGGUUUA